UUCAAUGUACAGAUACAAGUUCUAAAAGCAUAAAUAUGUAUAAAUUGCAGAGGAGAGCAGCAGGACAGACUAGAUAGAGAGGCAGAAAUGAACAACACAGAGCCUAUAAGCCCUCUGGACUUGAGUCAUUCCCUACCAGUGCCCAGUGUGCAGGAGCUCGCUCGAUCCGGCGAGAUCCCAAAGAGAUACUUAAGGCCUGAAGCCGAAGCCAAUCCGGUGGCCUCAGUUGAUGACGACGAACUUCCGGCAAUCGAUUUAGAGAAGCUCCUCAGUCCAGAGCUCAACAAUGAGGAGGAGGUCAAUAGGCUAGGAUUUGCAUGCAGAGAGUGGGGCUUCUUCCAGCUUAUAAAUCAUGGAAUACCAGAAGAAGUGAUAGAGAGGAUGAAGGAUGAUAUUAAGAAGUUCUUUGAGCUCCCGCUGAGAGAAAAAGAGGAGAUAAAACAGUUGCCAGGGCAUAUUGAAGGCUAUGGCCAGAUGUUUGUACAUUCGGAAGAACAGAUACUAGAUUGGGGAGAUGUGCUCGUUCUCAUUAUCCAGCCUUCUCAGAAUAGAAACAUGAGAUUUUGGCCUACCAAUCCCUCCACAUUCAGGGCUAACCUUGAUGCAUAUACAAAGAAGAUUGGAGAAGUUGCUGAUUGUCUAUAUAGAUUUAUGGCUAAGGAUUUGGGGAUUGAUGCUGAAGACAUUCUUAAUCUUUUUAGCGAUCAAAUACAGUCUGUAAGGAUAAAUUAUUACCCACCUUGCAAGCAGGCUGAUAAGGUGUUGGGUCUUUCUCCGCACAGUGAUGGUACUGCAUUAACAGUGCUUCUACAAGCAAAUGAUGUCCAUGGCUUGCAGAUAAAGAAAAAUGACAAAUGGUUCCUUAUAAAACCAACACCUGGAGCUUUAAUCAUCAAUAUUGGUGAUAUGAUUGAGGUAAUGACUAAUGGAAAGUACAAAAGUAUAGAGCAUAGAGCUACUAUAAAUUCGGAGGACGAACGAAUCUCAAUAGCAACAUUUAAUGCACCAAGCAUUGAUACUAUUCUGCGUCCUUUUCCAAAGCUAGUUAAUGGUGAUGGGGAGCUUUAUAAGACGAUAAGUGUCAAAGAGUAUGCAAAGAGAUACCUUUCAGCAAAACUGAAUGGAAAAGGUGCUUUAGAGAGCAUGAGGUUGAGGAAAUGAUGGAGGGUUCCUACCUGCUAAUAGUUUAUGAUCAAAAUAUUUUGUAUGAUAUGUUGUUAUUGCGAUUAUUAUCAAUGUCAUUGCUUGAUAAGUAUAUCAUUCCCCAAAAAAAAUUUUGACAUGCCAAAAUCAUUUGGUGUCAACAUAAGUAUCUGAUGGUGAUGUUCUCCUGCAUUCUAAAGGAUUAAAGGA
Messenger RNA from Phalaenopsis equestris, 1353 nucleotides. RefSeq names its product S-norcoclaurine synthase 1-like. Bases 88 to 1161 code for a protein of 357 amino acids. Lineage: Eukaryota; Viridiplantae; Streptophyta; Magnoliopsida; Asparagales; Orchidaceae. The record is from RefSeq and is a predicted model, not a curated record. The transcript is spliced from 4 exons.